GUCUGAACGAUGCGCACGGCCUGCGUUUCUCUCUCCUUCAAGUGCGAUGUUCAAUUCUAAAAAUCGUACUCUUGAUAUUCGCGAAAAAGUUCCGAUCGCAGAUAUGUAGUUGGAAAUUAUUCGGUCCAUUUACAAAAUAGUUAGUGUGCAAAAACAAGUCGGGUUAUAAAGUUUUCCGAAUUUUGAGGUUCUAUUGUGUGUGUUGUGAUAGUGUUGGAUGAUGGACGAGGAAAGUUUUUCUCUGACGCUCUGGACGACAGCAGAGAGGCGGUCCGCGCCAGUGUGUGCAAUAUAAAUAAAUUAGAUAGUAAAUGAACAAUGCAAUCAGCGUGGUUAACUGAACGGACUGUGUUGGCCUUCCUUCUCACCGCGGUGUUUUCGUCCCCAUCGGCCACGCAGAACACUGUUAUAACAGGAAGCCAAUCUUCAGUAACCGGGACGGUAACCCGCGUGUCUUCAGUAGUGGGUGGCGAGGCGGAUCUGCCCUGCGACUCCCGGCCUCCACAACGCAAUGAUAGUCUGUUACUGGUCGUCUGGUAUAGAGAUGAUAAUCCAGUAUACAGCUACGACACGCGUGUCCCAGGGCCUACAGGGCACUGGUCAGACGACACGUUCGGGGAGCGAGCGCGAUGGGUCGGCCUGCCCACCUCCUCACUGCACGUGCGAGACAUACAGUCAAGGGACAGAGCCAUCUAUAGGUGCAGAGUCGACUUCCAAGUGUCACCUACAAGGAACUAUAGAAUCGCACUGGAUGUUAUUGAGCUACCAUCUAAGCCGGUGAUCUUUGACGAAUUCGGCAAAGAAAUAUCUGGAGUUGCGGGCCCUUACAAUGAAGGAGGUGACUUCAAACUUAUUUGCUCCGUGGUGGGGGGAAACCCCAUCCCGCGAGUACAAUGGUUACAAGGCGAAACGGUCCUGGCUACCCUCUCCGCGGGAGAGGUCCAGCACGGGACCCGAUCACUCAGCCUGGUCGUGACCAACGCGACCAGAGCGCACCUCUCCGCAGUGUACACCUGCACAGCUGACAAUACGAUGCUACUCUCUCCACAACGCGCUAGUGUUCGAGUGGAUUUGUAUUUACGGCCUCUAACAGUAGAGAUAGUGUCUCGAGAACAGCCACUAUCAGUAGGAAGAAAAGCCGAGCUAUGGUGCAAGUCAACCGGCGCGAGACCACCAGCCACCAUUUCGUGGUGGCUUGGCGGGAAACAACUCAAUUCAGUUACUAAGCAACGGGAUUUAGAAGACAAAAACGAGACGCAGUCUCUACUGCAGUGGACUCCGCUCAAAGAGCACAACGGUCAAGUCCUCACUUGUAAGGCAGAGCACGAGAAAUUUAACAGAUCCACUAUUGAAAGUAAAUUGCCCCUUAACAUAUAUUACGUGCCAGAAACGAGGAUGCAUCUCGGCGCAAAAAUGAACCCCAACGACAUAGAAGAGGGCGACGACGUGUACUUCGGCUGCGAGGUCGACGCCAAUCCGCCGGCUUACAAAGUGGUGUGGGAGCAUAAUGGUGUGCUCUUACAACAUAAUCCAGCGAACGGCGUGAUAUUGACCGGCAACACUAACCUCGCACUCAGGAACGUGUCGCGGCAUCAAGCCGGCUUAUACACGUGCACUGCGUCCAAUGUGGAGGGGGACGGGAAAUCCCCGCAACUGAGGAUGCAAGUCGUUUAUAGGCCACUGUGUCGGACACGCGAGAUCAAGUUAAUCGGCGCUGCGCUGCAGGAGCCCUCAAGCGUGGAGUGUCUGGUCGAUGCCUUCCCGCCGCCAGACACUUUCGAAUGGACGCUGAAUAAUUCUGCUGGCUCGAUAAAGGUGGAUGCGGACCGUUUCACAGUACACGCGAAAGAGGGCAAAUCGAUACUAAAAUACACACCUGUAUCCGACGUGGACUACGGCACGCUAUCGUGUCGUGCGACCAACCUCGCCGGCCAGCAAGUAUCUCCGUGUGUCUACACGCUGCUACCGGCGACCAGACCGGACCCACCGACCAAUUGUACUGUGUACAAUUUGACUGAUGAUUCCCUGGAUUUGACGUGCCUGUCGGGCUACGAAGGCGGCCUCUCCUGCACAUACAUAGCCGAAGUGUGGGCUAAUGAAGGCUUAGUAGUGAACUCGACCAACACCGUCGCCGUGUGGAACCUACGUCGGCUGGGCGCCAAGCGACAUUUGCGCGUUGUGGUCUACGCGGCGAACGCACGCGGCCGCUCUGAGCAUGUCAGUUUUACUGUGGAAACGGCGCCUAGAUUGUCGCCGAGAACAGAGGCCCAAGAAGCAUGGGAGGUGAAUUGGGCCGUGGGCGGCGUGUUGGGCGCCGCGCUCACUGUGGCCAUUAUCUUGUGCCUAGCGCUCAUUGCGACGAGGCUACGGCAUAAUUCGACCAAUUAUGAAGUCACAAUGCAGUCAUCUAAAAAUCAAAAGGCGUCGUUGCAGAAGCGAAGCUCUCCAGACGACUGCAAUCCAGAUUUAAUACCAUUGAGUAAGGACGCGGACUGUCCGAAACCGCCGGAAUACUCAGCGGUUGUGAAGCCAGAAGUAAAAAAUUCCUCAAGCGCUGUAAGUUUGCGAACUCAGUCGCCGGGCACGCCCCCGUCGAACACUGAGUUACAGAACGAAAGAGCCAGUAAUGGAGCGCUAAGGUCACACAGAGAGGUGGUGACCACACGGACGCCGCUCCUCGCGGCACACCAAGAAAGCUGUGUGUAACCAUAUCGCACGUCGGAUAUCUGGGACAUUUCGUGAUUAUGUACAUACAGUAAAUACAUGAUUCCAUGUAAUAUAUAAUGUAAUGGUACUCCGUGCCUAUAAUGUGUUCUAUGUUGAUCAUUAUUUUUAAUACAUACAGUUUGGUUGAUAAGUUUCUGACUGAAAACGCGUGAUAUUUGAUGGGUUUCAUAAUUUUAGUCAAUGCUCGUUUACAUUCACAAAUGCAUUUGAAUUUGAUGUGGGAUUUAACGUUUUUAAUAGCACAUGCUAGUUAUUAUUGCUUAUGUGAUUGGUUUAUUUAUUUUUAGUCAAAUAAAAAGAGUUCUCACAAAUUAAGAGUUUGUUUUGAAGACAAUAAUUAACAAUCAAGCUCAAACGGUAUCGAGUUAUUGAAAUCAAAUCCGACGGCUUCGAGUUUUUAAAAUAGAUAAUCUAAUAAGUAUCUAAAAUAAGUCCUAACUUUUGUAUAAUUAAGUGAUGUGUAAAUAAUGAAAAUAUAUUUAUAGCGGCUUCAAGCCGUUUCUUAACUAAUUAGUAUAUUAAUAUUGUUUAUGUAUUAGUUACUUUUUGUUUAUCGUUUCAAUGCUGUGCCUAUUUCUUAAUGACCAAGAGAAAAUUACUUCGCAGAAUUGUGAUGCUAUCUCAUGUUAUUUAAAACAAAGGAAAGGGACGGAUAGAACAUUACUCCUGCAAAGAUAAUUGGAGAUUAAGAAAUAGGCUCAUAAGUGCCACUAAAUAAAUGAAUUGUAUGUAUUGUUGUACUUUAUGUGUUAAAUAAUAUUAUGAAUUUGUUUCCAAAGCGUUUUACCAAAGAUGGAUUUUUAAUUGGUUAGGAUUAUACUUGUAGUGAAAUUAUUUGAGGACUGAUAUUAUAUUUUUCCUUAGUAGUAAAAUUAUAAAAAAAUUGUAAGCAAAUUUGGUACCUUUAUUAAUUUAAAAUUUAAGAUAGAUACAUUUGAUUUCACUAAAGUGCUCAAAAUAAUAAAUGUAUAUUAAAAAUAGAAAAAGAUAUGAUUUAAAAACGAUAUUGUUUAAUUGUACCGAAAUUUUAAAUACCUA
Messenger RNA from Colias croceus (clouded yellow), 3765 nucleotides. Its product is annotated as nephrin-like. Gene Ontology annotation, molecular function: protein binding. NCBI's taxonomy places the organism in Eukaryota, Metazoa, Arthropoda, Insecta, Lepidoptera, Pieridae. Bases 319 to 2706 code for a protein of 795 amino acids. The transcript has 17 exons. The record is from RefSeq and is a predicted model, not a curated record.